This is a messenger RNA of Lymnaea stagnalis (great pond snail), 11749 nucleotides long. NCBI's taxonomy places the organism in Eukaryota, Metazoa, Mollusca, Gastropoda, Lymnaeidae. The record is from the annotation of a GenBank genome assembly.
AUGGCGGCUUCCGAACUCGCAAGACGCGGAUGGUACGUGACACGUUUUUUCCCCAAUAUAAACCUAUUGUAAAAGUUUGCAUCUAAUAUGAUUUUCACCCAGAUAGAACUUAAUUAUGUUAUUUUAUACUUAUUGUUGAUGCAAAUGUUAAGAGAACUUCUGUAUUUAUAAAUGUCGGUUUUCUUUCAUCAACAAUAACAGAAAUCUACCUGACUGAAACUGAAUGAGUCAACCUCUCUCCACUGUAUCUCUAGUCUAGAACCAGACUCAAACUACUUUAGCAUAUUUUAGUGACCUAAAUUAAACCACACUCACCGGCCGAUAAUAUUUUUGCGUCUUUUUAUUUGUUAAGAUAGUAUUAGUUGACACUAACAGUAACACUAAAUUGUACAGCCCUAACUUUUCAUUUUAUUGAUUUUUACAGCCCUCAUUGGUACAUGACAGACAUAGCCGAUAAUGUAAACAAUCUCUCCAUUUUCUUGUUUUUUAUAUUUACCCUACAUGCCAGAUUGCAAUUUUUCGUCUGAAAGCAUAUUCACACAAAAAAAAACAAAGAAGAAAUUAGAUUUAUAAUAAAUAAUACCAAAAUUAUUUAUUUGAUGCUUAACUUUUCAAACUAAAAGCAUGUUGACAAAAUAAAUUUACAUGAAAUUGGCGUGUAUAUUGCAGACCUGUUUACUCUUACGAUUUUGACAUACAAUUUACGAUUUUGAGGUGUAUACAUUAUAUAUACUGUAUGUUUAUUUUUCAUUAUAAAUGUAACGUAUUAUUGAACGAUUUUGUGAAGAUAUUGUACGAUUUUAAAAGUUUGAGCGUAAACAGGUCUGAUAUUGGCAAGUUUUAGAAAAAAAUAAAAUUAUGAGUACCGGUUUUCGAAUAUGGAUAAUCAAGUGUACUUGUUAUUAUUUUGAUCUCGUUCCAUUCACCCAUGCCCAUGCAGGAGCAUUUGUUUGGAAUUAUAUUUAUACACCCCAUAUAAGAAAAAAAAAGAAUUUUGGGCCCCUAUAAAAUAAUGGAACAUCUAAUUAAGUUCAAACACACAACCACCCCCCCCCCCCCCCCCUCCUCUCAUUCUUUUUGUGAAUAUUUUGAAAAUUUCGUUUAGCAUACCAAGUUAUAGGUGAUCAAAAAUCUGGCAACAGGUUGAAAUAAUACAAAGCAAAUGGAGCUAUGGAAGGUUUGGGGGAUGUUCAAAGACAUUUUAAAAAUAAAAUAAAACAAAACUAAGCCCUGUAUAAUUCAUUAUUAGUUACCUAUCACUGCCUGGAUUUAAUAAAUGAAGAAUACACAUAAGUUUACAUGCGAUAAUACGAAUUUCAAUCAGAAAUAAUAUACGCACCUGAACUGCAAGAUUACCAUAUAAGAUAGCCAUUGUUAAGUGAAAUAAUAAUACUUUCUUAUGCCUUUUACCCCAUCUGGGGCAUUGGUCAGCAACAAGAAUUUUCCAGUCCAAUCAUCUUGAUCCUGCUCUUUCCUGUCCUGUUGCUUCCAGGUUUAUCCCAUAGUUUGUGUGUCUGCCUCUAGCUCGAAUCUCUAUGUAUUCUUAGGCCUUCCUCUCUUUCUUUUUCCCUGUGGAUUCCAUGUUAGGGAUUGUCUGGUGAUGUUAUCUGGGGGUUUGCGAAAAGUGUGCCCUAUCCAUCUCCAUCUUGACUAGUUUUUCUAGUACCCCAUAAUGCCGGAGAAGUUUCCACAAGGUCUGUUGGUCCAGGCUAUCAAAAGCUAUUUCAUAGUCAAUAAAAUUUAGAUAUAUGGGGGGACUUCCAUUCCAUGUACUGUUCUACAAUGAUUCAUAGUGUUGCAGUUUGAUCUGUGCAUGAUCUGUUUUGGGCGAAAGCAGCCUGUUGAUCUCAUAGUUAUGUGUCAACAUGAUCCUUCAUUCUAUUCAAAACAAUGCUGUUAAGGGGGGAUAUAACACCUUUUACGCCGUUUAAAGACCUUUCCUUGUACAGACUGCAGUGUAAUUCCUCUAUAACCCUUAGGAAAAUGUAUUAAAAAAAUUGUUGAAAAUUUUUCAACUUUGUAUUCCCAACAACUUUAUUUUAACUUAACAAGAUAUAAUUACAGUGAUUCUAAAAUUUAAAAUGUAGCUUUGGACCCCAAUUUAAAAUGUUUAAAAAUUGUCUUUAAAAAUAUUUUCAACACCCGGUACGUUACAUAUUUUUCCUAACAGAAAGUGGAUAUAGUACAAAAUAUUAAAGAAAUGACAAAAUUUUGAAAUUUUACUAUGUAUAAAAAAUAUAAUAAUUAAUUGAAAUGGAAAUAAAUUAUUUCAGGUUGAAAAGUGACAAGAUCCCCCAAAUUUUACUGAUUUUCUUUAACCGAACAUUCCCUGCUCCCAUAACAAUACUUAUCAAAGGGCUGAGAAAAACAGUACGCUUUACCAAAGCUAGUGAUGCUAACAAUAUUUCAUUUAAUUGUACAAAAAAUUUAUAUGUGGAUGUUCUGUACAGUCUGCACUCCUAGUGACACUACUGCUUAUGCUCAAAAGUCAAUAGAUGCUAAAUGUUUUAAAAAUUGCUCACGAUGAGGCAAUCAGAAAUUAAUUAUUUAACCCCAAAAAUAGCAUCCAAAUUUUUUCUGAUUUAAAAAAGCCCCACUUUUGAUAUUGUAUGAAGAUGAAACAUCAUUUCUACAAAUUGUGAAUUUUUUUCAAACUAAUCGUUUUGUGCCAUAAUGAGGAUUUAUUCAUUUAUUUUACUGCAUCAUUUUGAACUUUUAUAUUUCUAAUUGUAUUGUCAAUAUAAAUGGAUUCAAAAAAGCAUUUUCUUAUUAAAAAGUCUUAAGAUUUUCUUCCUUUCAAAUAGGGGAGAACAGUGGCGGAAAUGUAUAUAUUUUGGGGUAACGCUAAAAAAGUUUGCUGACCCCUGCUUUAAGGCAUUAAAUUUCUUUAGCUUUCUUCUUCAUCAACUAGUCCUAAAUAAUAAUAAUUUUUUUUUGCCAAAAGUAACCUCCUUUUGGCUUUCUUAGAGACUUGAAAUUUUACAGAAUUAUAUUUAAUACAUUUUUAAAGGUACACCGGGUUGAUUUAUAAUUGGACAAAAAGUAAUUUUUAAACAUGUAUAUAUUAGUUAUACCUCAUCUCUUCCCUUUUUUUAAAAACGACAUACAAAAAUUGCUCAAAAUAAAAUAAAUGUUGUUAAAAGCCUGUUGAUUAAUUUAACUAGUAUAGUGAUUCGUUUGUUGAUCCCAUGUUUUUAGCGCAAAAAAAUUUAUUGUUUGUGAAUUCUACCAUCUCAAAACCCUAAUGUCUCACUUUUGUAAAAAAAAUAGUCUUAUAUCCAAGUUCCUUUUGUUAGACAAUUGGCAUUAAUUGGAAGAGCAAUUAUUUCUUUGUUUUGUUGUUUUCCAAUCAUUUUUAAAACUUUUUAUAUUUUUAAAAAUGUUAAAAGGAAUACUUGUUCUAUAACCGGUUGCUGAUGAUGCCAUGUUUUCAGGAUUUUGCCACUUUAUUUCACUUUACCCCCAUUAUCAGACCAAAAGAAAUACCCAUACUUAAGAAUUUUUUUUAAAAAAGAGAAAAAUUGUCCUGACACUUCACUCAAAAGUGAAAAAAAUGCACCAAUUUCACAAUUUUCCAUAUAAGUAACUAUAACUUAACAUUUUCUGAGAGAAUAUUGCUUCUUGUAUAUCAACAAAUUUUUAUGAUAGUUUUAUGAUAGUUUGAACAAUUUAUGGAGCAUUUAGGCUUAAAGUGGGUUGAAUUCAGAAGUUGAGUACUAAAGAUUUUACUCACUGUGUAAAGGUCAAGAUCAAUAUCAACAUACAUAAUUAAAAAAAAACAAAUUCUUUUCAUACCAUAAGAUACCUUGUCCAAUUUACUUUCAGAAAAUUUAUACUUGUAAGGUGCUCUGAAUUCAUUUAGUUUAGGACUUUUGUCAUUUUUGACAAGCAUAUGAAAUUGCUAAAAAAAAUUGCUUGACACUAUAGAAAAUUGUUCUUGACAGUUACAGGGUUAAUGAUUAUCUUUUUAAAAAAACUGUCGUCAGGAUUAAAGCGAUGCAAUACUAGUAGUGUAAUUUUUCAUUUUAAAAGUAAAAAUUUUAAGACAAAAAAUUCAUUUUUCAAUAAAGUAAAAUUUCUUUAAGACUAAAAAAGAAAGGUUUUUGUCCGAUUUUUUUUAAUGCUGCAGUGCAGCUGAGGUGCCUAUUUCUGUUUCACUAUAAUUAAAACUGUUGAUAUACAUAAUACUUUUUGUGGUAUAUUCUUAAAUGAUUGUAUUUGUACAAGACAGUAAAAUUAUGGUUUAUUUUGACAACCGAAAUGGGAGGUAAUAUGCAGGCAAAAUCUUUCUUUAUUUAGGUACAUAAAGGAAGAUGCUAUCAGUGCAAUCACAGAUGAUGCUAAAUCUUCAACUGACAGCUGUGUAAAAAAGGCUUUGAAUGUAAGUUCAUUUUCUUAAAAAAUUACUUGAUAUAUGAAAUAUAGGCUUAUCAUAACAUAAAGGAUCUUGAGAAUAGGCAGGAUUUGCGGUUGGGUGGGGGGGGUUGAAUAGACUGACAAUGCUGUGUGGCACUUUUGUGACUGUUUAUAAUCAUUAUAAUAUACAAUUAUAUAUGUGUUUGAGACACAAUAUUAGGAGUUCUCCCCAAUGACAUUUAGUGCCACAUCAUGUUUUUUUGGAUAUUAGGGGUGAGAAAGAUUAUUCAUACUUUCAUAUUUCUCACUAGUGUCUAUUUUCUAAGAUAUGUCUUUAUUUUUUUUGUCCUAAAACUUUCAACAGCCUAGUAAUAGGAUAUUUAUUAUAGUCAUGAAAAGAUUACUGACUGUAAAUUUUAGCAUAAUUUUCUAUCUUGACAUAUAUUGGUUGUGGUCAAAGUUUAUAUUGAGAACAUUUAGCCCAUGCCUCAUAUUAAAAGACCUCAACUUUACACUUGGACUUCAUAUAUAAAUACAUGUUGGGUAAUUCAAGCUGAAAGUCUUUACAUAUAAAUUUUAAUUAUUUACAUUAAAAAUAAAAUUUGAUACCUAUUAAAUUCUGAUGUCAAUGUGUAUGAGAAUAUAUAAAAUUCUUCUUCUUUUUCUUAGCCUCCAAAUAGAGCAUAGGCAUCCACCAUACUUUUCCAUCUGUCCUUGUUCUAAGCUAUCUUUGCUAGUUCAGCCCAACUUUUCUUCAUUCUCUUCACCUCUGCCUCUAAUCCCUUCUUACAUGUGGCUCUUGGUCUUUCUCUUUUUCUAGUACCUUGAGGGUUCCAAUUCAGGGCCUGUCUUUUGAUGUUAGUGUUUGGUUUCCUUAAAGUGUGCCCUAUCCAUCUCCAUUUUCUCUUUUGUUUCUCCGUUUCAACUGGAAAUCUAACAUAAUAAGGUGAAUUUUAUUUUUAAAAUUGUGAUUGAAACUUUGACAGAAUUUUCAACUGGCUGGGACACAGGAUAACAUUACCAAACCUGAUAAAACUGGGAUAUGUUAUAAGCUUUUAAGGUUUCCUCAUUUGUCUAUAUAAAUUUCUUUAUUUUUAUUGAAAUCUUUUAUUUACAAAAUAUGCAUAACAUUUCUUAUAGUUUGAUUUGCGUGAAAUAGGCGCACCAAAGGUGAAUGAAGAUAUAAACAGAGGUAGAUUAGACUAUGUAAGUAUAAUAUGAAUUUUACUUAUAGAUUUGUUGACUAGUUAUUGGUAUGAUGUCUAUAACUUAUGUAAAGAUUUAUUAGGAUCUUUUUCUUUGUUAUAAAGUUAUAUAACUUUUCAAAUUGUAUCUUUCUUUUAGAAUUAUGUUCACAAUUUCUCAUUUCUUCUAAUUUCAUUUUCUUGGCAUUAGGUUGAAGGUCCAUUAGUUUUACAGCUACAAAAACUUCGUGUUAUCUCAGCUCCUAAAGACAAUGAAGAGUCUCAAGCUGCACCAAAGCUGUGCAGGCUUUCUCUAACAGAUGGCCAUGUUACAUGCUCAGCUGUGACAUUAGAGCCAAUCAAGGGAUUAGGGUAAGUGUUGUCAUUUUUUUUGCUAUAAAUUCUUUAAACGUUUCUUUUGUCUCUAAAUUUCACUCAUGUAGUCCUGUUUGGUCUGAUAUGGCCCUUUGGUAUGGACAGUGGUGAAUGGUACGUUGUCUAGAGGUCAGUCCCCUGUGUAUCGCCACAGAAACAAAUAUAAGUGUCUAGAACACAUUUCUUUCUAGCCCUUACAGAGCUGAUGUGUUGGAGGUUUCAAGUAACAAAACAAAUUGUGAAAAGAUUCUGGUUUGUUAUGAUUUAUUGGCUUCUUAUGCAUGAGAAAAAAUCUCUGGGGUUCAGAAUUCAUACACAUACUAUAACAAAAUUUAGUAUAUAACUCAAAGGGAAAAUGUAAAAUUCCUCUUCCAUCCACAGCAAUUUAACUCUGUCAACACAACAAAUCAUUUCACAGACUUGUUUCCUUGCAUAGUUUUUACCAACACACUGCCAUGGUCAUAUGUGGCUGAGACAAUGCGUGGGACUCAAUGGGAAAAUCAAAAGGAAAAACCAUUCUCGCUCACUCAACCUGAUCAAAACAGACAGAACAACAAAAUCAUGCAGUCUGAUCGUGACAAGUCUCACUAUGUAGCUCUCCCUUCUUUCUUUCUUUCUUCUUUUUUCUAUCUUUUCCUUGUGUGUGAUGACAGUGACAAGUUAUGAUAAUUAUCUAAACUGGGAGAAUAAUCUAUACUAAUUAGGGGUGUGCCGGAAUCCGGUUCCGCCGGAUUUUGCACUAUCCGGGGAAAUCCGGUUCUGCCGGAUUUCAUGUAUCCAGAACAACCGGAUUCCGGAAUCGGAAUCCGGAAUAUACCGGAUUUCGGAAUUUGCCAGAUUUUUGUGACUCACCGGAUCAUAAUCUGAAAUAAAAGUAAUUCUCUUUCCCGAAUUCCACACGAUCACGAUACAUUAAUCGAUUGUUUCGAGCGUUGAGCUUGUUUAAUGUUUAAUAUUCCGUACAUACCAGAGGCUAGAGUCAGCACCGCUAAUAGUGGCCAAUAGUGUAGGGACUUUGAUAAGAAAAUUUAAACUUUUUGUAAAAAUAAACCAAUGGCAUAGUUGAAAAGAUGUAAUUUUUUAAAGAAUUAUAACACCAAAAUCAUAUUUUUAGCUGUUGUAGUUUUAAAGUUAUGAAUUUUUAAAGUACGACUUGGUUUGUCAUUUUUUAACAUGGACUGCAUCUCCACAUUCUGUGAUCUCAUUCCGCCAAUCCCGUCAUGCGCAAUGACUAUAUAGUUUAUAUAAGGCAACGCAUUCCCUGCCUUAUCACUAAAAUACUGUUUAGACUUAGUUUAAACUUUCAACUUUGGCACAUGAAUAAUUAAUUAAAGCUUUCCCUGACCAAUGGUUUAAUAGUUUUUGCACACGGCAAACUCUUAUGAAUGAAACUCUGAGGUAGUACUACGAUACAGUUAUGCAAGUGGCUGUGAAUGGUUGCCAAUGACAACGUGUUGCACACGGUAAAUUCUGAUCAUUUAUAAUAUGGAUUCUACCGGGUUGUUAAAGCUCAAAUUAAAACAUUCCAGUUUAAAUGUCUUUAAAUGCAUUCUGAAACACAAGUUAUCAAUUAUUUUGAUGUAAAUAGUGAUAAUAAAUUAAUAUUUCCUAAGUAUCGUCAACUUCCGCCAUUAAAAAGGGGGGCGUGGCCAACCCCAUGGCGAAAUUAGGUUGAGCGAGCUGCAUAACCUGCUGCGAACGCGUAGAAACAUGGCGUCUCUCGUAAGACACUUAUCCAAAUGGAACGGAACUCAAAUAUAUAUCGAAAGUACUAAUUUAAUAAUAAAUAGACACACACAUCGGAAAAUUAAAAACUCUGAUUUUUUGGCGCCGAUUGCGAAUUCCCAUACACAAAAAGUAGUAGUCCACCUUGACUUACCGAAGUAUCUACCAAUAGUACCAAAAUCCGGAAUCCGGGAGAAACCGGAAUCCGGAUUAUUCCGGAAUCCGAAUCCGGAUCCGGCGGAUUUCGCAUAAGAAAAUCCGGAUCCGGUUGGGAAAAACGGAUCCGGCACACCCCUAAUACUAAUUGAAAUUCCAUUUCCUCCUAUAUUUAACUUGCCCAUCAGAGUCAGAUUUUGAGCCAAAAAAAAAUUCAUAUAAUAUAUGAUCAAGAUUUACGUGAUCUUUUUACAUGACAUGUUCAAAAUUGUCAGCCUCAGUGCCUCAGCAAGCCCUGUUUCAAUUGUCACAUCAAUUAAGUAGUCCUCUUGAAUUUUCUAGCAUUAAAAUAAAACUGUUUGAUUCAUUGAUUUUCUUAAAAUUCCUUUCAUCAUAGUCGCUUAUUUUCCUACAGUGUCAGCACUCCUCCUGGCAGUAAGAUUCUUUUAUCAGGAACUGUAGAAGUAGAGACAAACUUUUUAUUGUUAACAAACAAAAAUACCAGCUUACUUGGGGGCAGGGUGGAUGCUUUGGCCGAUUCAUGGGAGCUGAAAAAGGUAUUUAUAAGCUACCAUGUAAUUGUUGUUAACAGUAAUGCCUUGCAUCUGUUUAUAGACAACUUUUUUUUCCCCAUCAAAAUUAAUAUCUAAGUAAGCAGAAAGGACUUUGAUGUUAAAAAAUCAUGUUUGUUUGUAAGAUCGAUUAUGGCUUUUAUCAAAAUUGUUUUAAAAGUAUAAUCAUGCUAAGAAAGUCUAAUAGAGUUUGCCUUUAAGACUACUAGCAGUGUCCUUUGUGUUCACAGACUUUAGCACAACAGUCUUUGACAAGAUCAAGUGCAAGAGGAGAGGGGGGGCCUCCACCUUUUGUACCAUUUGGAAAGAAAAUAGCAAAUGAUCCAUUGCCACCUCCUAGAAAAGGUAAUAAAUAUAGAGAUUUCGGUGAAUUCAAAUAAAUCAUUUAGGAUCCUUCAUUGCACGCAUUUAAAACAUUUAUUAUAGUCACAAAAACAAUGUUAAAAGUCUUAUUUUUUAAAUAAAUCACAUAUUUUAUUAAAUGAAGAAAAAUCAGAUUAUCAGUUUAAACCUGAUUUAUUGUUACAGAUAAUUUUAAAUCUUUGGGAACUCCAAAAGAAAAGAAACUUACUGAAGAAGAUAGUGAGUUUCAGCAACAAAGGCAAGCAGCACUUAACCAAGCCUUACAGGCUAAGUCAACUAGCGGAGGAGUAAAGACUUUUGGUGGAGGCAAAUUUGUAAGUGAUUGUUUGAUCAAUUAACUUAUAACAGGACCAAAAAUAGAAGGAAAUUAUUAUACAGUGGAUACAUUUAAUAUUGAUAACAUGAAGGAUAAAAGAACAAACAAAGAGAAUGGUUGUAUUACUGCAAUGCUCUCAUGGUGGGUCUUCCAGCUACGCUCCUGGAUAAAAUUAAAAAAGUACAGAAUAAUGCGGCUCGCAUUGUUUUUCGCAAACGCAAAUUUGACCAUGCUAAAACACUUCUGAGAGAGUUGCAUCGGCUGCCGGUCUGCAGUCGCAUAGAGUACAAAAUUGCAAAAUUGCUACCGCUGCUUGCAUGACCUGGCGCUGUCCUAUCUCAAAGCGCUCAUGAUGCCUUAUUUACCCACUAGACAACUCCGCUCAUCCCAUAGUGGUAAACUCUUGAUACCAUGUGUUUACCUGGAAGGCGCACGUUCGCAUUUGCUGGCCCAACAAUUUGGAACAUACUUCCUGUUGCUCUCAGAAACAGCCAGACACUGGAGACUUUCAAAACCAAUUUGAAAACACAUCUUUUUCGCAAACACCUAUUGGGUGAUGUUGUGUACCAUCAUUUCCAGCUAGCUAUUAUCUCCUAGAUGUAUAGUGGCCUGUGUUGUUUAUGGUUGCAAGGGAUAAAAGACUUAGAAUGGAUAUUCUCAUAUGUAGUUUUUGUAAUGUUGCGUUUUGUAUUUCAAUGUGGUAUAAUAUAAAUUUUUUCAUUUCUCUUUUAAUAUUGAUGACUUCGAGCCUUUGGGGAUGAAGCGUGAUUUUCAAAUAAGCUUUAUUUUUAUUAUUAUUAUUAUUAUUACUUAUAGUUUGUCAGUAUAUUUUUAUAGCCUUUAAAAUGAUGCAUCAUGGAUUUCAAAUCUUUAGCUGAUGGUCUUAUUAGAGAUGAAAUUGUUGUAAAAGUUGUAUAACUCAUUAGUUUGAUGAAGAGAAGAUCCUGAAUAUUUCAGCUUGUGAAUGACAAGGAUGUGGCCAGAAUCACGGAGAUGGGGUUCUCUGUGGAUGAAGCAACAUCAGCUCUUAAAGCUGCCAGUGGCAAUGUCAGUGAUGCUAUUAACUCACUACUUUCUGGAGGACAAAGGUAUCAUAGGGCAGGAGAUCGAGCCAGAGGGGGUAAGAUUAUAAUUUUGAUUGAAAUCUGCCUGUAGUUUCUGAAGAUUUGUAGGUUGUUGAUUGGUUCCUCUACUUUUUUUUAAACAAAAAUUUCUCAAUUUUAUGACAGUUAAUGUGUUCCGGUCUUAAAAAUUUAGGUGGCCUUAAACUGCUAUACCUUUUUCAGUCAACAUGUUUAAGGUCUUUAAGUUGGGUUUUAAAACCACAUUUUUUUUACUGCAGGCUUUUGAACAGCCAUCUUGGGCCAGUUUCUACUUCAAAUGAAAAGUACACAAGUUUGCCAUAACAAUGCGAGUGAUGAAUGAUAUUUUUUCUACACAAUCUGUAUAAAACAUAUGCUCAUCUACAGGUCGAGGUGGAAUAAGUGAGGGUCGAGGGGAUGGCAGGCGAAGAGGAAGAGACAGAGAUUAUGAUGAUGACGCUGAGGGUCCCAUCAGCACAAAACCAAGUGGACCUGCUACACUCUUUGAUUUCCUUGAAACUAAGAUACCAACCAAGGAAGGUGGGUUUAUUAAUAUUGUAAGACUCUUGUAAUUUUUAUUUUUUUAUGUCCUCAUACAUCAACAUUACCUAAAAAAAUAUAAAGACAGUAAAAAAAAAAUACUUUGCCAAAAAUAAUCCUUAUCAAUGUAGUGGCACUUUAUCGCAAACAUCAAAUUAGAAACUUCAGCCUUUUCUUGUCUCUCAACAGAUGCUAAAAAAUUAGUUAUGAAGUCUGCUGAAACAAAGCCACUUUCUUCAACAUCUUCAUCUUUAUCAAAUGAAUCAACAAUCAAGUUCAACAGAGAUAAUAACAGACCACAGCAGAGGAGACCAGAUAACCCUCCAUUGACACAGAGUGCUCAGAAUCAAUUUCAUAGAACCAAUUUUCAAAAUAAAGAGAACACACGUGGGGGCUAUCAAAGCAACCAAGAUUCAAAUAAUGGAGAGAAGGGUAUUCAAAUGGAUGAUGGUUCCAAUCACUGGGGACAGCAGACUCAGCAACAAAAUGUACCACCCCGAUUUGCUAAACUGGGACGAGGGGAUGGGCCCAAGGGCCGAAAUGAUGUGGGAAGUGGGUACAGGGGUGGAGGGAGAUUUGAUGGUGGAGGAGGCCAUGACAAUAAACCUGGCUCACUUUCGAAUGAAAAUAGACCUUUGUUUAAGGAGAACAAUCAAGGACCCAGAGGGCGGGGAUUAGCUAACUCUUUUGGGGAGUCACAAGACUCCAGAUCAUCAGAUUAUCGACCUGGGGAUAAACCUCUUGAUGCUCAAACUGAGCAAAGAACUUAUAAUGACCAGCGUAAUAGUGAUUACAAGAAGCGCACUAUGAACCAAGGAGAUUUAAGUAAAAACAAUUUUGUGGAUCAGAGUGGAGGGAGAAGGAAUGGAGGCUACCAGCAGAAUAACUCUCAGCCUGGUUACAAUGACAGAACCUCGACUCGCAAUGGUAGCUAUGACUAUGACAACAGAGGGGGUGCAGCAAGGUCCUACAAAGGGCAGCCCAACAAUAAACCAUUUAGCCAGCAGCAGCCUUCCUUGAUGCCAACACCAUAUCCUCAGCAGCAUGGAGCUCAGUUUCCAUUGGGGUCUGGAAAACAAG